AUGGCGGAGGUGGCGCUGAGCUCCUGUUGGGAAUUCCGGACCCCACUGAGCAAACGGCCCCGCGCUGCUCCGGGAGCCGCAGCCCAGAAUUCCCAGAAUUCCCCAAAAUCCCGGAAUUCCCUCGGCCCCGAAACCCCGGAGAGAGCGGCGCCGUCCCGCAGGCUGCGGCUGCCGGAGGGAAACCCGGGAAUCCCAGCAGAAAAUCUGGGAAUUCCGGCGGGAAAUUCGGGAAUUCCGGCAGGAAACCUGGGAAUUCCGGCGGGAAAUUCGGGAAUUCCAUCUGAAAAGUCAGGAAUUCCGGCGAGAAAUUCGGGAGUUCCGGCAGGAAGUUCAGGAAUUGCGUCGGGAAAUUCGGGAAUUGCGUCGGGAGCUGCCGGCGUUCCCGGGAAUGCCGCGGUUUCCGUGGGGGUUUUCUACGGGCGCCGGGAUUACCUGGAUCCCCUGCAGAGGAAGCGGCUGCGGGAGCUGCUGGGGGAGGGGCGCGUCCCGGAAAAACCCGGGAACGCCGGGAAUUCGGGAUCCGGGAGAUUGGCCGGGAAAUCCGGGAAUUCCAGCAGGAAUUCCAGGAAGAAUCAGAGCUCCAAAGGCAAAGGCGGUGCCAAGGGGAAAGGCAGCGGGAAUUCCCGGAACGCCGGGAUUGGGAAUUCCCAGAAAUCUGGGAUCGGGAAUUCCCGGAAUUCUAGCAUUGGGAAUUCCCGGACAUCCAAGCUCGGGCAUUCCCUGAAUUCCGGGAUUGGUGGGAAUUCCCGGAUUUCCAACAUUGAGAAUUCCUGGAAUUCUGGGAUUGGGAAUUCCCGGAUUUCUGAGCUCAAGAACUCCCAAAGUUCUGGCAUUGGGAAUUCCCGAGAUUCCAAGCUCAGGAAUUCCCAGAAUUCCAAUGUUGGGAGUUCCCAGAUUUCUGAGCUCAAGGAUUCCCAGAUUUCCAAAGCUGAGAAUUCCCUGAAUUCUGGGAUUGCUGGGAAUUCCCAGGUUUCUGAGCUCAAGAAUUCCCAGAUUUCCGAUGUUGAGAAUUCCCAGAUUUCUGGGGUAGUUGGGAAUUCCGAGGUCAAGAAUUCCAGGCAUUCCGGCCUUGGGAAUUCUGGGAGUUCCGGGAAUUCCGGCCUUGGGAAUUCUGGGAAUUCCGGGAAUUCCGGCCUUGGGAAUUCCGGGCGCUCCGGGCUUUCCCGGGUGCUGCUGUCGGGGGCGCGGCCGCGCCUGCGUCUCCGCGGGGGCUGCGCCUUCUUCCGCGGCGGGAGCCGAUCCCGGAAAAAACCGGGAACGCCGCGGGAAGCGCCGGCCCCGCCCCCGCCGGGAGCCGCGCGGAACCUUCCGGAAGCCGCGAGCGACGGCCGGGAAAACCGGGAGAGCCCCGGGAAAUGCCGGCCCCGGCAGGGCCGCUCGGAGGCGCUGCCGCGCUCGGGGGACGCCGCGGGCGGGCGGGAGCCGGGCUCUCCGUGCCCGGCCGGGCUCUUCCCCAUUUUCCUGCCCAGCAGGAGGAGGCCGCUGCAGGAGCUGCCGGCUCCGUUCCUUCCCUCUGGAAAAGCUCCCAGGAAAUCCCGGGAAUCCUCGUGGGAUCAGCUCGUCAUCGACGCGGGGCAGCGGGGGCUGGGCGCGCGGCAGUGCGGAUCCUGCGGGAUGCUCUUCGCUCCCGGCGUUGCCGAGGAUCGGCUCCAGCACCUGCGGCACCACCGGAGGCUGCGCCAGGCGCUCACGCACACGGGCUGGAAGCAGGAGCGCGUGGUGGCGGAAUUCUGGGAUGGGAAAAUCCUCCUGAUCCUUCCCGAGGAUCCCAAAUACGCCCUCAGGAAGGCCGAGGAGGUUUUGGCCAUCGUGGAUUCCGAGCUGGGCUUCCCGGAGCAGUCCCAGAUCUUCCCGCAGGAUUCCCGGCUUUCCCCGGAGCGUUGCCGGAGUUCCGCGCGGCGUUCCGGGGUUUUCCCGCAGCAUUCCCGGGUGUACCUGUUCGUCAGCGCCGGGAAGUGCGUGCUGGGCUGCCUGGUGGCCCAGCCCAUCAGCCAGGCGUUCCGGGUGCUGCCAGAGCCGGGCCUGGCGCCGUUGCCGGGUGAUCCCGGCGGUGAUUCCCGGGAAUGCCGGGCGGCGUGGGAGCGCGCCUGGCGCUGCGGGCCGUGCCCGGAGCCGGCCGCCUGCGGCAUCAGCCGGCUCUGGGUGCUGGGCGCGCGCCGGCGCCGCGGCAUCGCCCGCAGGAUGCUGGACGCGCUCCGGCGCACGUUCGUGUUCGGGGCGGUGCUGAGCUCCCGGGAUUUGGCCUUUUCCGACCCCACGGCCGACGGGAGAGGCUUCGCCGCGCGCUACUGCGGCCGCCCCGACUUCCUCGUCUACAGCCCCCUGGCUCCCGCCGCGCCGGGAUCACCGGGAUCCGCGCCGGGAUCAUCGGGAUCCGUGAUCACCGGGAUCCGCACCGGGAUCAUCGGGAUCCGCACCGGGAUCCGCGCCGGGAUCCGCACCGGGAGCACCGGGAUCCGCACCGGGAUCAUCGGAAUCCGCACUGGGAUCCGCGCUGGCAUCUGCAGCGGGAUCACCGGGAUCCGCACCGGGAUCACCGGGAUCUACACAGAGAUCACCGGGAUCCGCACCGGGAUCCGCACCGGGAUCACUGGGAUCCGCCGCCCCGGGAUUGGCAUCGGGAUCGGCACCGGGAUCCGCACCAGGAUCUGCAGCGGCAUCUGCAGCGGGAUCAGCAGGAUCAGCACCAGGAUCCACACCAGGAUCCACACUGGGAUCACCGGGAUCCACACAGGGAUUGGGAUCGGGAUCAGCAGGAUCAGUGGGAUCAGGAUCGUUGGAAUCGAAAUUGGGAUCAGCAGGACUGGGGUUGACAUCGAGAUCACCGGGAUCGGGAUCAGCAGGAUCAGGGGGAUCAGCAGGACUGGGGUUUUCCGGAAAUAUCCCAAGGUUUUCUGA
Molecule: messenger RNA, 2898 nt
Organism: Motacilla alba alba
Lineage: Eukaryota; Metazoa; Chordata; Aves; Passeriformes; Motacillidae
Gene: ESCO2
Product: establishment of sister chromatid cohesion N-acetyltransferase 2
Exons: 12
Coding region: 1-2898 (965 amino acids)
Biological process (GO): mitotic sister chromatid cohesion
Cellular component (GO): nucleus; chromatin
Molecular function (GO): protein-lysine-acetyltransferase activity
Source: RefSeq, a predicted model, not a curated record